UGUUUUCUGCUCAGUUCUUCUCAGUUAGCAUAGAUGACAUAGAUAGGAAGUUGUCAUAUUCCUCGUUCAAACACUUGUUAUACCGUAAGCCAAGAGUAUAAUGGAAGAGCCACCGAACCAUAACGAUGUCCGAUCGGAGCGAUCAUCGAGUUUCUCUGAUGUGAACGAUUGUAGCAAUCUUUGGAACGAAGAUGAAGUGGUCAAAAUGGACAUCUUUACUGCUUGUUCUAUCGGCGAGUACAAUUGCCUACAGCAAUAUCUAGCAGACGGAAUGGAACUUGCCGAUCUCGAUAGACCUAACAUUGGCGGAUGGACGCCUCUCAUGUACGCUGCUUAUGUUGGGCACGACACCAUCGUUAAUCUGCUCCUCGACCAUCAUGUCGACGUGAACGCUCUCACAACGACGAGACAUGGAGCGACAGCGCUGAUGCUUGCGGCAAGCUGUGGGAACGAAUCUAUCGUGUACUUUCUGUUGCAAAGUGGCGCUAAGAUCGAUAUCCAGGACAAGAGGGGAUGGACUUGUCUGUUCUAUGCAACUUACCAAGGACAUCACAAUGUUGUGAAGUUGUUAUUAGAGAAUGGUGCUGAGAAGGAGAUAAGAGAACAUAGACUGGGCCUGACUCCACUUUUGGUGGCUGCAAGAGAGGGUCAUGAAGUCAUAUUUGAAGAGCUUGUCAGAUGUGGUGCUAACAUGAAGGCUCGUACAAAUCUUGGUGAAGACAUUCGGUCUGUGGCUUGGCAGCAAGGAAACAUGGCAGUUGUAAACAUAAUUGACCAGCAAGCAUUCCACAAUCUGCCAAACUAUUUGCUGCGAAGUGAACCUGGUCUUCUUCCUGAUGUCAAUGAACUUGCUGAGGAGAAAGUUCAUGGCUGGCUUCAGGGUAAAAAUGCAUUCCUGAACACCGGGAUCCGUGAUGGUCCAGAAGCCUUUAAAAAGUUGAUGAGCAGUCAAAACAAAGGUGGCAAGCCAGUAAGCAUUCCCACUAUAAUGGGAAAACAGGAAAGGAUGAGCCAUAUUGUAGGAAGCCCACAUCUUCACUCAAACACCCCAGGAACUCCUGAAGGCAAUGUUGGUAGUUUUGAAGAGCACUUCUUUAUCAACUGCGGCAGAACAGUUGAAAGUGCCAGUUUGCAUAAACAGUUACAGAAAGUGAACAGCUUUGACAAUGAGAACAACAGAAGCUCGCAAGUCCAAACCAAUGGAAUUCUGCCAAACAAACUAACUGUUGCUAGCUUUCUGCAGGAAUUGAAAUUGACAAAAUAUAUUCCUAUGUUUGACAAGCAAGAUGUGGAUUUUGGCACACUACUGACUCUGACUGAUAGUGACCUUAAAGAAAUUGGAAUUUCAUUGCUUGGACCAAGAAAGAAAAUACUAACAGCACUUUCUCGUUGGAAGGAACAAAAGGAACGCUCAAAUACUACAUUUAACAGUCAAUGUCUGGAGAAGCAUCAAUGGCAGGUUAGUCAAACAGAGGCACAGCUUUACCUUGCAACAUCUGAAGUGCAGAAACUCCAGAAACAGCUGGUUCAAGAAAAGGACUUGCGACUUUUUGUGGAGGGAUGUCUUAUAGAAGAAAAAGCAAAACGACAGGAGGUUUACAUAAGGGUGGGCAAGCUAGAGGAACACUGGAAGCAAAUUCAAGGCGAAGUGGAGAUAUUAAAAGCCCUAUGUCAAGAAAUGAAGGGAAACUAUAAUAAUUGGUUUCAGGAACAAGCUAAAGAAGUAAAUGGAAAAUUGGAAAGCUCAGUAGCAAAUCUGGAGAACUUUGCCCACUCAGGUAUAACUGGAACAAGCACUAUUUUAUGUGGACAUCAGCAAAGUCAAUCAGGAAAUUCCUCUGAAUCCUUGGGUAAUUCAAGUUUUUAACCCUCUUUUCUUAGCUCUCAACAGCAAGCAGACAGCUCUAGUUGCACAUCUGUUACUUUCCUUGCCAAAGUGACAGCUGGCACUCAAGUUGAAAAAUAUAAUACUGAUGAUUAUGUGAAGGUAAUGCCCACUGGUUGUUGCCAAGAGGGAGUGAUCUGAUAUCUCCUACAUAAAAGUGGAGAACUGGGAUAGUAGGACUUGGGGAACGGGGACAAUUCAGGCUAAGAAAUCAGCAACAGAAUGUGAUUAUCAAAAACUUGGAAAGAAGCCACUGAUCAGUGCCUGUUGAAUAAUUAGCACAUUAAUCAUUGUAUCAGUAUGCAUUGCCUAAUAUUGAAGGAGGAAAGUUUUUAUUUACUUUUUUUUGUUUUGGCUUCAGCAUUUCUAGCCUGACUUAGUAGCAACUCUAUUGGGACUGGCCUUCCUCUUGUUGAAAAAAAUAUGUCAGUGGUAGGCCCACUUUUUUAAGGCCCAAGUUUUCACUAGUGACUGAGUUGGAGCUGGAGUCAUAGUUGGAGUCAUAAGAGCGCUUACAACGCAGUGAAAAUCAAGAAGCAUCAUCAGCUUGAUGGAAUUGGAGUUGGAAGAAUCAGAACGUUUCCAUUUCUUCCGAUUCCAUUUAUGACUCCAUUGCUUAUGAUCCAGU
Orbicella faveolata is the source of this 2513-nucleotide messenger RNA. RefSeq names its product ankyrin repeat and SAM domain-containing protein 3-like. Gene Ontology annotation, molecular function: protein binding. The record is from RefSeq and is a predicted model, not a curated record. Lineage: Eukaryota; Metazoa; Cnidaria; Anthozoa; Scleractinia; Merulinidae.